Molecule: messenger RNA, 3069 nt
Organism: Closterium sp. Naga37s-1
Lineage: Eukaryota; Viridiplantae; Streptophyta; Zygnematophyceae; Desmidiales; Closteriaceae
Source: the annotation of a GenBank genome assembly
AUGUCCCGACCGCAGCUCUUCGUUCCCCAGCCGGGGCAAUCAGGGUCGUCCAAUUCGCUACCUUCGGGAUGGCAGUCCGUUCCGCAAGGCCCUCCUGGACCGUUUGAUCUAUUCAGUGGACCGCCAGGAUACCGUCCACCGGCUGGCGGAGCAGGGAUGCAGCAGCAGCAGCAGCAGCAGCAGCAGCCGGGAUUUGGCUUCGGUCCGCCGCAGGGGCCUCCCGGCGGAAUCGGCGGAGGUGGCGGAUUUGGAUUCGGGGGUCCUGCGCCCGGCGGAGGACCCAUGGGUCCGCCGGGAAUGAUGGGAGGUCCGGGGACAGGAGGAGCGGAUGGGGGUCAUAAUCCGCUAAACGACAUGCUCGCGGGGGCUGGGUCAGGGUUCAUUCGGUCGGGCCUGGGUGCUUAUGGCGAGCGGCUACUAGGGAGCAGUCGCGCCUACGUUCAAAACAACGUGGGCAAGUACUUUGCAUCCACGGACUUCCACUACUACUUCCAUGUCAACGAUGCCUAUGUGCGCAACAAACUCAAAAUCAUCGUCUUCCCGUUCUUACACAAGGGCCACUGGACGAGAGUGGCGGAGCAGGUGGCCGGGGGGCUGACGUACAAGCCGCCAUGCAAUGACAUCAACGCCCCGGACCUCUACAUCCCUUUCAUGGCCUUCGCCACCUAUGUGGUGCUCGCCGGACUCUCCGCUGGCCUGCUCGGCAGGUUUGCUCCGGCAUUUGUGAAUGCGCGUGUUGGCAAAGGAUUAAUCGGGUGGUUUUUGGAGGUGCUGCUUCUUCGGACGAUGCUCUACUCGUUGGCAUCAGGCGAUGCUCCGCUGCUCGACCUCGUGGCAUACGCUGGCUACAUGUUUGUUGGGAUCUCCCUGACAAGCCUUUCUUGGGUCGUCUGGCGAAUGGCCUACUUUCCUGUUUUGAUUUGGACAAGCUUGUGCAUGGCAAUGUUUCUGGUGAAGACAAUGAAGCGGGUGAUGUUCGCUGAGACCCGGCACUACGACCGGAGUGCUCGUACGGCAGGCGGUGGGGAGGUUGUGGUGGGUGGAGAGGGGUGGAAGGAGGCGGAGAAGCGGUGGGAGAGCGAGCAGGGGUUGGCGGAGUUGCCAUUGGACGAGGCGUUUCUGCUGUUCGACAUGGUGUUCGGGCGGAACCCGCCUGCUGCUACCCUCUCCCAGUGGUCGCGACAGGGAUUCAGAUUCAGCGACGACCCGGCGACUUCGCUAGGGCUGGUGCAGAGGGAGGGGGGGGCGUGCGGGGUGCUGGCGCCAGUGCAGGCGCUGCUGCUCAAAUACCUCCUCUUCCCCCCCGCGCCUGCGCACCUUGCGGAUGCCUCCCCGCCUUCCGCACCUGCCGCACUUGCCGCUACUGCUGGUGCUGGGGAGAGGAGCGCUGGGCAGCAGGGGGAGCAGAGGGGGGAGGGGAGGAAGGAGAAAGUGGGAGGGUGGGAAGGGGAUGAUAUGAGGUUUUAUGACUCGAUGCCAGGCCUGGAUGUGCAAGGUAGAGUCCACCCUACAGUUUCUGCUUCUGCUGCUGGUGCUAGUGGUGGUGCUCCUGGUGCUGCUGGUGCUAGUGGUGGUGCUGGUGGUGGUCUGACAGCCGCUAUCACUGGCGCUGCCUCUGGUGCGGCAGCUGUAGCAGGAGAGGGGGAGGGGUCAGGCGACUCUGCUGCGCUGCCAGCCUUGGAAGCCGUACGGGAUGAAGAGGGGGAGGGGGGAGAAGAAGGCGAGGGAGGGGAAGCCCCUCUGAUCUUCUCGCAGGUUGAGAGACGAAGGGCACUGGUGUUGGCAAUGGCAGAGUCCUUAUGGGUGCCAAGCAGAGGGCAGAGAGUUGUCAUUGCUGCCGUAUCAGCACACAGGCUGGCCGCGUUGGCAUCACAAGCUGCUUUGGCAUCACCAAUCAGCGACGCGACAGCGCUUCAAGGAGCAGUCAGAGUGCGACACCUGGCGGGGGCGUCGCAUGCUGACGUGGCGAAGGCGCUGCACCGGCUGUUUCCGGUGUUUGAGAGUGAUUUUGGCGCGCUGCUGCUGCUCUUCUCUGUGCUGCUCUCGAGGGGACUUGAGCGUGUUCAAGAGGACAGGGACGACCCAGAGCCACCGCUUGUAACACCCCCAUUCGGCCACGCCUCGCAGGAGAUUGUGAACCUACUGCUAUGUGGCGAGGCCGUGGCGAACGUAUUUGAUGGUACCAUGGACUUGGGAGGGGGCAUGGCGCUCAAAGGUAUUCCCUCAGAGGCCCAGGUGGGCUUCCUCACGCUCCUCGAGUCCCUCAACCUCUGCAAGGUCGGGCAGCGUUUGAAACAUCCCAAGCUGCCCAUCUGGGUGGUGGGCAGCGAAUCGCACUACACCGUGCUCUUUGCGCUUUCGACUGAAGUACAGGAGGAGAAUGAUGCGGAAGCAGAGGAGUCGCGGGUCAGAGAGGUGUUCGACCGGUUUGAUACAAGUGGAGGAGGGGGGUUUGUUGCUGUUGAGUCUCUUCUACCUAUGCUGGCUGAGUUAAGGGUAAAUUUCCCUUCGGACACAAUUGACUCGCUUUCGGCGCUGGGGGUAAUUGUGUGGAACGAGCUGUGGCAGGCCCUGCUGAAGCUGGACCGAUCCCAGGGGGGGUUCAAGAGAGAGGGGUCGAGUGGGAGCCGACCUGCCAGCAGGAAGUUUGACUUGUAUCACUUCAAUGGGAUUGCAAAGCGUGUGCAGACAGGAAGCAGCAAUGCAGCCGCAGCGGCAGCAGCAGCAGGUUCUGAGGGAAAUGGAGCAGGGGUCACAUCGUAUGGCGGAAUGGAUGUGCCGCAGCGUGUGCUAUCACCGCCGUUGACUGCGAUGGAUCAACGGCCGAGAUUGGUCCGGCUUCAUGUGACCGUGCCACCGAAAUGGUCGCCGGAAGAUCUGAUGAUGAUACCUAGGCCGGAGGGCAGUGGGAUGGAUGGAAUUCCUCCUGAGGUGGUGGCAGACUCGUUUGACUCUAGUGUGAAUCCGAUGCAGCGCACUUCGCGUGAAGCUCCCCUUGUCGAUUGUAUUCGCACUCGGUGGCAGCGAGCGUCGUGCACGUGGGUAGGGGAUGCGCCAUCUAUCGUGUAG